Messenger RNA from Moesziomyces antarcticus, 3084 nucleotides. RefSeq lists its product as uncharacterized. Gene Ontology annotation, molecular function: transmembrane transporter activity. The record is from RefSeq and is a predicted model, not a curated record. The coding region runs from base 1 to 3084 and encodes 1027 amino acids. Gene Ontology annotation, cellular component: plasma membrane. Gene Ontology annotation, biological process: transmembrane transport. The transcript has 2 exons. NCBI's taxonomy places the organism in Eukaryota, Fungi, Basidiomycota, Ustilaginomycetes, Ustilaginales, Ustilaginaceae.
AUGACGUCGCUCUCGCAGUACGCCUCGCGCUUCCUCUCCUCUGGCCUCGCCACUUCCGUGCGCCCGGGCGUCGAGUCCGACCACGACGCCAACGACCCUGCCGACCCUCUCUUUUAUAGCCACGCCUCGGUCUCCGCUGCUCCUUUCUCCCAUCCCAACAACUCGCACAAUCCCUACGGCCCCGAUUACAGCCUAUCCAGCUCCGACGGCCUCCCCACCCCUCCCGCGCAUCACAAACACCCAUCCCACAGCGGCAUCCUACACAGCCUCACAGGCGCAAGCCGUUUCGGUCCUGCCUCCUUUCUCGCCUCAGGUCGAGGCAGGCCUGCAGCCAAUCACGCUACCCACGCCAUCCGCGAGUCGCUCAUCCGUGAGAUCGACGACGAGGACGACGUCGACCUCUGGCGCGACGAUCGCCGCAUGCCAGGCCUGGCUUCUCGUCUCGCACAUUCGUCGCGCUCCCACGAUCUCGACGACAGCUUGGAUGGCUCCCAAAACGCAAACAGCCUCCUCCCCAAGCAUCCAGCGCCGCCAGUCUCCUCAUCCCCCGCAGCCCCAUCCGAUGCACAGGACCCCUUCCUUGCCGACGGCGAUCUCGACGACGCCGCCAGCCACCACAGCACGUCCAGCACAAAGGAUGGACGCGCCGCCACAACAUCCGACUCGCCACACGUGCCCACAGCGGCCCAAAAACAUCGUCGCGAGGCUGCCAAAGCACGCGGAUGGCUGGCACACGGCUCCACCAUCGACGCAGACGCCUCGCGCACCACCAACACUGCCGCCUCACACUCUGCCAGGGAUAGCCGAUACGAUCCCUUCGAGUCGAGCAUCUACUCGCCUCACGCUCGCACGCAAGACCAGAGUCGCCUCGGCGAGUCCUCGCUGUAUGCGCAAUCCCCACCAUCUGCCAAGCCGCCGCGUUCCAAGACGGUAGCCUCGCAUCGCGACCGAUCCGGCGGUCUGUACAGCAUCUACGAUGAGCGCGAAGAGCACCACGACGAUCGCUCCGACCUCUCGCGCUCCCGAUCCGGCUCCGUCUCUGCAUCCUCCGUCACCGACUCGGACUACGACACCGAGGGCGACGGUCGCCGCACCCAGCGUACCCGCCGCAAGUCGCGCAACCGCGCCCGCCAGAUGACCUCAACUCUGCGCGAACCUCUCCUGCCGUCAGGAUCCGGAGACGCGCGUCCGCUGCGCAUCGGCAUCAGGAGAGCCUCCAGUACCGACUCGGAAGCCUCUCUGCAGCAGCAGCACCAUUCUCGCAACGAACGAUCUUCCUCUCGCCACCAACGCUCCGGCCGCAAUGCACGGCCGGGAUCCUCGCGUGACCACGAUCAAGACGUCAUCGACGAGAUCCACCUUUAUCCCGCGCCUCCCGCCAGGGCAGGCUGGGGACCGUGGGCGAAUCGUCUCGCCUUUGGCAAGUACCGCGACAAGACCGCCAUCGCCACAUUCGCUGCCGCCAUCGGGGCUGUUGUCUUGGUCGGUGCCUACCUCAGCUGGGGCGCACGGACGCCGAGCCAGCCCAAGUCGCCCAAGACGCGACCGUCGUCUUACUACACCAUCACGCGAUCGCUGCCCAUCCUCAUCCUCUUGACCGUGCUCUCGUUUGCUGCAGGAGUGGGCAACCUGCUGCUCCUCCGCAACUUGAGCCGAUUCGGCGGCGCCAAGGUCUUACGUACGGGCCUCAUGGGUGUGCCCAUCGUGCUCGGCCUUGGAUGGGUGUGGGCAUUUGCGGGAAGCUUCGUCUACGACGACGAAGCAUGGUCGGGAGGCGGGUGGAGCACCACGGGUCUGCGCAUCAUCUCGAUUUUCCCGCUCGCGCUUGCCGUGCUUUUCGCCCGCAUGGUGUGGCAGCGCCGCAAGGCGCUCUCUCGUUCCAUCGCCGUGCUUGAACUCUCUUGCACGGUGGUGUUGAUGCAUCCGGCCUUGCUGGUGCUCGCGCUCGCUUCGCUGGGCGUGUUUGCGCUCGUGACGAUUCCCUUUCUCUUUCUCUUCACUCGGCUCUUCCUCGUCGGUCACUUUGGACGGCCCAAGGGCGACUCGAUGGAGUGGCAGACUGAUACCAGGGCUGCUUGGCUGGCUUGGGCGACGCUGUGCGCGUGGCUUUGGACCUGGGCGGUACUGCGCGGCGUGCAACGCGUCACCGUUGCCGGUGUCGUCAGUCACUGGUAUUUCCACCGUAUCGGGGAUGGUGCACCGGCUGCAGCGACGUCGCAUGCUGCAGGACCAUCGGGCACGGCUGCUCACUCGGACUACCACGCCUCCUCGGCUCGCACAGCGACUCUGGACGAGCGCCGUGCGGACGAAGACGGCCUGAACAAGGUGGCGUACGCUGCACACGAUGACUCGAUCUACGACGAGAUGCCGGGUGCGCCAGGAACGUAUCCGCAGCACCGCGAUGCGCACGAUGCGGUGCGUCGACAUGCGGCGCCGGAUGCGACCGAGGUGGUGCGCGUGAGCUUUGCGCGGGCGACGGGUCCGGCGCUCGGCUCGAUCUGCAUGUCGGCACUGGCGCUGGCGGUGAUCAAGACGCUCACACUGGUGGCCGAGGUGGCGCGGAGGAUUUCGGAUGCGACGACGCAGCGCAGGGUGCCGCGGAUGCUGCAGCCACUCACGCAUGUGGUGGGCGUGUUGGCAGGGCUGGGUGCGGUGCUGCAGGCGUACAGCGAUCUGGCGCUCGUGUAUGUGGGUGUCACGGGCGACGGAUUCUGGACCGCGGCCAAGAAGAGUGCGCAGCUGGUGAGCAGGCGCGGCGUACAGGGCGUCAUGGAGGGACUGGUGAUCAAUCUCGUACUCGACUUGACGGCGAUUGCGUUGUCGUUCCUGGCGGGAUUGGUCGGAUUCCUGUUUUCGGCGCACCAGCUGCAUGUGCCGGCAGAUGCACCGCUCGUGGGGCUGCUGUGUGCGCUGUUGCCGUACUGGACACUCAGGCUGUGUGCCGACGUGCUCAGCAAUGCGUCGGAUACACUGUAUCUGUGCUAUGCGAUCGACCAUGCCUCCAAUGACGCACACUGCCCAAGGGCAGCCGAUGCGUUCGAGGCCAAGCCGGCCGAUGGAUCCGAAUCCAUCCUUCCCUUUUGA